GACUACAACUGUAAACUGGCUUCAGUGUAUAUAUAUGCAUGGACACACCAAGCCUGACACACUCACAAACACGCCUGAGCGCUCAAAGAUACACAAGCCAAAAGCAGCCAAAUCACAACCAUGAAGGUGUUCGUUGUACUUGCCCUUGCAGUGCUGUCUGGCUGUCAUGCCAACCUCUUCUAUGCCGACGCACCCAAGCCACAGCUGGAGGUGCUGACUGAUGCUUUCUGGGACUACAUCGGCAAGGCCACCCAGACUGCUGAUGACACCCUCGACUUGAUCAGGAAAUCACAGUUCGGACAGGAAGUCAACGCCCGUCUGACAGAGAGUGCUGACCUGGCCAGCCAGUAUGCAGUCACCCUCCAGGAGCAGCUUCCCCCUGCAGCUCAGGACCUGAUCACCAAAGUCACCACAGAGGCUGACGUGCUGAGAGAGCGUAUGACCCAGGAGCUGAACACAGUCAGGGACACGAUUGAGCCCUACACCGACAACAUGAAGGCCCAGAUCCAGCAGCGAGUGGAUCAGCUCAAGCAGGAGCUGGCCCCCUACGCAGACUCCCUGGACUCCGAAGCCCUGAGGACCAUCCUGGUGCAGAAGAGUGAGGAGCUGAAGGCCAGCCUGGAGCAGAGCGUGAAGGACCUGCAGUCCCAGGUGGGGCCCUACACUGACGACCUGAAGCAGAAGGUGGACCAGCACCUGCAGAACUUCCAGGAACGCGUGGCCCCCAUUACCAGCAAGGUCCAGGUUGAGCUGAGUCAGAGAGCAAAUCUGGUGAAACAAAUGGUGGCCCCCUAUGCUGAGGACCUGAGGGAAAAGCUGGACCCCUACGCCCAGGACCUCCGGGCUCAGCUCAUGUCCCUCUACCAAUCCUUUGUCAGCGCCAACUAAGUCAACCUCCACCUGCUCCAUCAUUUAUAUGCCGGCCUUGUUUGGUCUACCUCGGUCUGAACCAUAAACAAAAUAAUUUAAAUAUCUGAAUUGUACUGUAAACAUAUACCCAAAAAUAAUAUUUAUUACGAUGUGCACAUUUGCACCUCUGUGAACAUGUAUAUACUUCAUUUUUGUUGUGCAUUGUGCUGCUGGAAGAUGUGACUUUUUUUUGUAAUUUCUCUAAGUUAU
This is a messenger RNA of Acanthopagrus latus (yellowfin seabream), 1119 nucleotides long. RefSeq names its product apolipoprotein A-I-like. Bases 121 to 888 code for a protein of 255 amino acids. Gene Ontology annotation, cellular component: chylomicron; blood microparticle; high-density lipoprotein particle. Gene Ontology annotation, molecular function: cholesterol binding; phospholipid binding; phosphatidylcholine-sterol O-acyltransferase activator activity. Lineage: Eukaryota; Metazoa; Chordata; Actinopteri; Spariformes; Sparidae. The transcript is spliced from 4 exons. The record is from RefSeq and is a predicted model, not a curated record. Gene Ontology annotation, biological process: cholesterol homeostasis; triglyceride homeostasis; positive regulation of lipid biosynthetic process.